CUGUACCCUUAUUCUUUGUCCUUGGCUCUCUCUCUCUCUCUCUCUCUAUAUAUAUAUAUAUAUGUAUAUACAUAUAUAUAGUUCCCCUGCAGCUGCAAUAGGCAUUCCAGGUGCUCUUCAGUUUAACCUUAGAGUUAAGUGGAACAGACACUAGUUCCCAGACAGUCCUCAGGUAGGUUGAACCACCAUACAUAAGGUUUUCUGUUAUCAUUCUGGAUUGAGGGAAGCAACUGGGAGCUCAUCAAGACUGCACUGCCCCAGGCAGGAGGAGAGUACAGGGAGAAGAAAAAAAAUCCCAGUCUGCUUACUCAGAGGAGCAACAGACAAUGGAUCCCAAAGGCCAGAAGGUGAAGCUUAAUGAUGGCCACUUCAUUCCUGUCCUGGGAUUCGGAACCUAUGCACCUCCAGAGGUUGCUAGGAGGGAUGCUCUGGAAUUCACCCCAUUUGCAAUAGAGGUUGGGUUUCGCCAUAUUGACUGUGCUCAUGCUUACCAAAAUGAAGAGCAGAUAGGCCAGGCCAUUUGGAGCAAGAUUGCAGAUGGCACUGUGAAGAGAGAAGACAUAUUCUGCACUUCAAAGCUGUGGUGCACAUCCUUUCGACCAGAGUUGGUCCAACCAGCCUUGGAAAAGUCACUGAAAAGUCUUCAACUGGACUAUGUCGAUCUCUAUAUUAUGCAUUAUCCACUGGCUCUGAAGCCAGGGGACGAAUUAUAUCCAAAAGAUGAAAAUGGAAAACUGAUAGCUGACUCGGUGGAUUUCUGUCGCACAUGGGAGGCCCUGGAGAAGUGUAAGGACGCAGGGUUGGCCAAAUCCAUCGGGGUGUCCAACUUCAACCACAAGCAGCUGGAGAAGAUCCUGAACAAGCCAGGGCUCAGGUACAAGCCCGUCUGUAACCAGGUGGAAUGUCACCCUUAUCUCAAUCAGAGGAAACUGUUGGAUUUCUGCAAGUCACAUGAUAUUGUUCUUGUUGCCUAUAGUGCUCUGGGAUCCCAAAGAGUAAAAGAAUGGGUGAACCUGAACCACCCCGUUCUCUUGGAGGACCCAGUUCUCUUUGCCAUUGCCCAAAAGCACAAGAAAACCCCAGCUCUGGUUGCCCUUCGCUACCAGAUACAACGUGGGGUUGUGGUUCUGGCCAAGGGUAACAACAAGGAGUGGAUCAAAGAGAACAUGCAGGUGUUUGACUUUGAACUGACUCCAGAAGACAUGAAAGCAAUUGACGGCCUCGACAGAAAUAUAAGAUAUUGUGAUUUUCAACUGGGUGUUGGUCACCCUGAGUUUCCAUUUUCUGAAGAAUAUUGACUCUUAGUCUUCCUUCUGGAUCUUCAAGAAUUUCUUGCUUCUAGGGGAUGGGAUUUUUGUACUUGGUGGAGGUGCUUAAAUGCAGUGUCCGAAUGUUUGAAAGCUUGACUUUCCUUAAAAAAAGAAAAAUAGUUUAUGAAACAAUAAAGACUUCAAAGUAAGAAUACUCUUUCUUUCUGAUAUUUGAAAAAACAUGCAAAUUGCAGAAAAUUUGGAAAACAGAAGGGAAAGGAUUGGAAAUAAAAAUAAGCUAUGAUUAAACCAUUUGCUAAUACUUAACUUUGGUGCAUUUUCUUUAUGAAUCCUAUGCAAAUGUCUAUGUGUGUUUAUAUACAAAGACAAAUAAUCUUCAAUCUGCAGAUUGUAUGUUUAUUUUUUAACAGCAUAAUUAUCUUGAUAAGCUAACAAUAUGAUUUUAAAAAAUCCAGUAUUAUAUUUUUUAUUGUAAAGCAACACAUCUUAUUCAUUUAUUUAAUUUCUUAAUUGUCUGCCCAUGCUUAGCAUUUUGAUGAGUUCUUAUAUAUUCUCCUAGUAUUUCAUUAGUUGCCAUUC
Molecule: messenger RNA, 1850 nt
Organism: Dama dama (fallow deer)
Lineage: Eukaryota; Metazoa; Chordata; Mammalia; Artiodactyla; Cervidae
Product: prostaglandin F synthase 1-like
Exons: 10
Coding region: 327-1298 (323 amino acids)
Biological process (GO): daunorubicin metabolic process; prostaglandin metabolic process; doxorubicin metabolic process
Cellular component (GO): cytosol
Molecular function (GO): androsterone dehydrogenase [NAD(P)+] activity; ketosteroid monooxygenase activity; aldose reductase (NADPH) activity
Source: RefSeq, a predicted model, not a curated record